This is a messenger RNA of Sebastes umbrosus (honeycomb rockfish), 3483 nucleotides long. RefSeq names its product inositol polyphosphate-5-phosphatase A (gene inpp5a). NCBI's taxonomy places the organism in Eukaryota, Metazoa, Chordata, Actinopteri, Perciformes, Sebastidae. Gene Ontology annotation, molecular function: inositol-polyphosphate 5-phosphatase activity. The record is from RefSeq and is a predicted model, not a curated record. Gene Ontology annotation, biological process: phosphatidylinositol dephosphorylation. The transcript is spliced from 16 exons. The coding region runs from base 449 to 1690 and encodes 413 amino acids.
CUGAACCUCUCUACACAGUGAAGCCGAUGCUCCUGACUGACGGAGAGUCCUCACACUUUCACACUGCACCUCAAAGCUUAAAGGGGGGGAAACACUCACUCGUCGCUGCUGAAAAUGACCCAGAGCCUUCGGACACUCACCGUGGAUUAACAACGGAAACUUUUAACGAUGGCUGUGACCGUUAAAAAGUAGAAACGAGACGCCAACCGCCGCCAACCGCCGACCAACGGUCCUCCUAACUGCUCCUAGUAGAUGCAACGAGCCGCUGCUGAAAAAAUAUGCUCCAGCCGAGCCGCCUCAACCUCGGCUUCACUAGCACACUACCACGGUUAUAGACCAGUUUAGUGAGACAUUCUGCUCCUGUUGUGUUUAUUUAUUUCUCCCGCUCCUUUACCUGUUAAAGUCUUACUGUACUAGUCCCACCUGAGAGAAAGACAGAGAGAGCAUUAUGGCUGGGAAGCUGACAGCAGCGCAGGGAACAGGAAUACUGCUGGUGACAGCCAACGUUGGCUCUCUGUUCGAAGAUCCUGAAAAUCUACAGAAAACAUGGCUGAGGGAGUUUUACCAGACGGUACAGUCACACAAGCCUCACUUCUUGGCCGUGCACUGUCAGGAGGUGGGUGGGAAGAACUAUGAGGCGUCCAUGUCCCACGUGGAUUGUUUUGUCAAGGAGCUGUUGUCCAGUGAGGCCAUGAGGGAGUACAGCAGAGCCCGCGUCUACCUCGAUGAGAACUACAAAUCCCAGGAGCAUUUCACUGCUCUCGGAAGUUUCUACUUUAUCCACGAGUCUUUGAAAAACAUCCACCAGUUUGAUUUCAAAGCUAAGAAAUUCAGGAAGGUUGUCGGGAAGGAAACCUACUCAGAGACACUAGAAAGCACACCCUCGCUGGAGAAGGAGAAGUUUCCACAGGACUACUUUCCUGAGUGCAAGUGGUCCAGAAAGGGAUUCAUCAGGACUCGAUGGGCCCUGCCUGACUGCUCCUUUGAUCUGGUCAACAUCCACCUUUUCCAUGAUGCUUCCAACCUGGUGGCCUGGGAGAAAAGCCCCUCUGUCUACUCUGGGACCAGGCAGAAGGCGCUGGGCUACGUUUUAGACAGGAUCACGGACCAGCGGCAUGAGAAGUUGCCAUAUUUCGUCUUUGGGGACUUUAACUUCAGGUUGGACUCGAAGCAGGUCAUUGAGAGUCUCUGCUCCACUGCCACCCUGCAGACAGUCCGAGCCGCCGACACCAACGAAGUCGACAAGCUAAUAUUCAGAGAAAGUGACAAUGACCGGAAGGUUGUUCUUCAACUUGAAAAGAAGCUUUUUAAUUAUGUCAACCAGGACGUUUUCCGGGAAAACAAUGGGACCUCACUUUUAGAGUAUGACAAAGAGCUUACUGUGUACAAGGAUCGGCUGCACGAACUGGAGAUCUCUUUCCCACCCAGUUAUCCGUACAGUGAAGACAGCAGUCAGGGGAAGCAGUACAUGAACACCAGAUGUCCCGCCUGGUGUGACCGAAUCCUCUUGUCUUCCUCUGCCAGAGACCUGGUCUUAAAGCCUGAAAAUGAAGAGAAGUCAAUAGUCUAUGAUAACAUCGGGCCAAAUGUCUGCAUGGGGGACCACAAGCCCGUCUUCCUGUCCUUCCGAAUAACAGCGGGGGCAGGUAAACCUAAUGCAAAUAAGCACAAGUGUUGUGUGGUGCAGUGAUGUCGUGGGAAGUGUUGCCAAAGGGGGGAGAAGAUAUUCCGUGAAGCGCCUCUGUGAGAAAACACCAGAGAAAGAAAGAAACACACACACCCACAUGCAUGCACACAAACACACACACACACACACACUUUGCACAAGCGUACACUGAAGACGAAGUUUUUCAGCAGUGCUGACCAGCUGCAGUUGUCCUGACACCUCAUCCAUACGAAAACGCAGCCGUUUUCUCUCCAUAAAACACUUGUUGAGAUGUGGACGAGCACCCGAGGGCCCGGCUCCAGACAAGACACACAUCGCUGACCUCACUGUUGCCAUGCAACCCCCAUUCCCCAGAGAAGAAGAAAAAGAAAAAGGACGCACAGACAGACGGACGGACGGACGGACGGACGACUCUUUUCCCUGCCACAGCCUCGUUGCCAAAACUCUAAUUGAAAUCAGUCCUACUACAUCCUUUUAGACACCGUACUUGCCAUUUUUAGGUAUGCUCUCUAUGUAUAGAAGCUACUUUCCACACAGUAUGUAAGGUGUUUUAAGAAAAGAAAAGUGCAAUGCAAAAAAAGUUGUAUAUCUAUAUUGUUAGGUUUAUUUGUACAUUGGACAGUUAUAACAUAGAGUUGUUGAUGGUUUUAGUGCUUUUUUCUGACCAAACUUUGUGGUCCCUUUGUUGGAAUAGAUAGAAAGUUUCUGUUUAUUUCAACAAUUUAUACAUACAGUAUAUAUAUAUAUAUAUAUGUAUACAUUUUUGUUUUUGAGUUGUUGUGUGCACAACACACUGCCAUGCCUGACACAUCAGUUCAUUUUAUAUACUGUACUUUUUAAAGAGAUAAUUUAUAAUUCUUACCAAAAUGUUUAUGCUGAAGUUGUGCAGACAGGCAGACAGACAGACGGAGUGACUGCUGGCUGUUCCUGCAGCCACAGUGACCUUUGAAUAGUCAGCAGCAAGAGGAGAGAGAGGAGCUGUUCAGUGAUUUAUUGCCUAUCCAAGAAUGUUUUAAGCAGUGCCAUAGACCAUGCAAGUAUAUAAGAUAAUGUUUCAUAUAUAUAGCACUCUCUCACGUUAUUUCAUUAUUAUUCUUACUCUAACUUAUUUCUAUAAUAUUAUGGUUCUGAAUGUGAUAUUUUAGAUAGGCUUGGGUAUCCUUAAAAAUGUUUUUGUUUUUUUUGUCAAUUUUUUGUUACUGCAUUAUGGUGCCAAGUAAUCCUACACAUAAAUGAAGUGUGUAAGAGUUAUAAAUAAGUCAGAUGGUAAAAGGUAUUGAUUGUGUAAUGUUUUAAAAAAAAAAAAAAACUAGAGAGAAACUCUAAAUGCUGGGGGGAAAAGCAGGAAGAUUUUUAUUUGUAUUUGUUUUAUUGUGUGUGUGUGUGUGUAGCCUUCAGCCUUCAUUGCGAAUAAUUUGAGCAUUAAAGAGGCUAUUUCUUUUUUUUUAUCGAUUUCAUUUACUACACUACAGAUUCAGACUGUGUGAAGCCGUCAGACUGAUUAGAGAGUGAUUUUUUUUUUCAUCUAAAUCACAGCAAGUGGAAAUGAUUUUGUGCCUGCUGCAGAAUUUAUGUUGUCUUGUGUGAUUUUGGUUUGUAGGAUUUUGUUUUUUGUAAAAAAAAAAAAAGCCCGCUUGUUUUUGUUCCUGCUGGUCAUUGUGAGCAUCCUGUAGGAGCAUAAGCCGCAGUUUUCUCUUCACUCCAUCUUAUAAAAAAGCAGAUAGAGAUUUUAUUCUAUAGCCUCCUUCCUCCUGACGGCCUGGCCUCUCUACUGUAGGUGAUGCAGUUCUCAAGCAAUAAAAAACCAUUAGAGCUCA